UGUGUCUCAGUCCCUCUCUCUCUUUCUGUCUGUCUCUCUCUGAAACUCCAGCGUCCACACAGUCAAGAAGAGGAGGAGGAGGAGGAGGAGGAGGAGAGAAUAAAUGAAACAGUUUUUGCAACCACAUGUUGCUGAUUGAGCCGCUGCAGCAGCUACCCUUUCUUUCUUGUGGCCGCUGCAUGUGUAGUUUCCAUCACCUGUGGCCACACUCCUAUUUCCUCUACGCCACAGAGAGAGAACAAAAAAGGGGCAUCUGAGAGAGGUGGAGGAGGAGGAUAUCUUUCACGACAAGUGGACUUCUGAUAGAGAGAAAAAGAGAGAGCGAGAGGGAGCUUACUGCAUGCCAAGUUAACGCAAAUGAAAGCAUCCUAAAACCACCACAAUGCCUGGACUCAUUAACAAGGAGAACCGGGGCGCUCUGCCACUCAGUGUGUCUGACAUCAGUUCCUGUGUCAGGGGUUACACUUUGGCUCUGACAGCUUCUAUGACCUAUGAAAAUAUUGAGGAUCAUGCAAUUGAAGGGAUCUUCAUUUAUCCACUGGAGGAAAAUUCUAUUGUUGUAGGCUUCGAGGCUAUGAUAUCUAGUCAGAUUAUAACACUUCAGAUCAAAGACAAGGCAAAAAUCGACGACUGUUAUCUGGAUUGCUGCGGCACUUCUAAUGGAGCUCUCCAGAGUGGCAGCGGACACAUAGUGAUGGAUGAGGAUUUUGAGAGGACCGUGUUAGUAGUUAACCUUGGGAUCAUCCCUCCCAUGGAGACGGUCCACAUUUUGGUCAGUACCUCCUCUGAGCUUUCCACUCUGCCAAGUGGGGGCAUCAGAGUCUCAUCUCCACCUGUGUGUACGCCCCGGGUGCAGAGGUCCAUCAACGAGGAACAGGGACUGUCCCCAAACUUCUCCAGAACGCGGGACAGACAGACCUCUGCUUCAAGUCCUCAUGACCAAACUCCCAACACACCUCAGCUUUGGUUGGCUUUAUUGCUGGAGGAGGAGGCCAUCAACUCCAUGGACUAUGAGUUUAAUUUCCAGCUUGAGAUACGAGCUCCCUACCUCCUCGCAGGUGUGGAGAGCCCUUCUCACGCCAUCCGAGCUGAUGCAGAUCCUCUGGCCCGCUCUGCUACCAGCAUUGUAAUCACUCUGGCAGACAAGUACACUUAUGACUACCCGGUCGUAAUCCUCAUCUACCCAAGCGAGCCUCAUGUGCCGCAUGUGCUCAUUGAGAACGGGGACAUGACACAGGAGGAGUAUGAUGAGUAUCUUCACAGCCGGAGCGAUUUCAUCAAGGCCACCAAGAAGGACUCCAGCAAUGAGAGGAAAGUAGAUAUAAUUCACAAGAGACUCCAUAAGGAUAUCCUCCACAACCCUGUGGUUAUGCUGAACUUCUGCCCUGACCUCAAGUCCAUUUGCUCUGACUUGAGGAAGGUUCACGGCGAAUUCAUCUUCCUCAUCGACCGCAGCGGCAGCAUGAGCGGGGUUAACAUCAACCGUGUGAAGGAUGCCAUGGUGGUUAAUCUGAAGAGCCUAGUGCCUGGCUGCGUUUUCAAUGUCGUAGGAUUUGGAUCUACAUUUAAAUCACUAUUCACGACAAGCCAAAGCUACGAGGAGGAUGCCCUGGCCAUUGCUUGCGAGUAUGUUAGAAAGAUAAGAGCUGACAUGGGGGGGACGAACAUCCUGGCACCGCUCACAUGGAUCCUGAGGCAACCUUUGAUCAGUGGACACCCCCGCCUGCUCUUCCUGCUCACAGACGGUGCUGUCAGUAACACGGGCAAAAUUAUCGAUCUGGUCCGCAGUCAUGCACGCUACAUCAGAUGUUUUACGUUCGGCAUAGGACAGAAUGCUUGCAGGAGGCUGGUGCAGGGGCUGGCGACAGUUUCCAAAGGAACAGCGGAGUUUCUCGCUGACGGAGAAAGGCUUCAGCCCAAGAUGAUAAAGUCCCUGAAGAAAACCAUGUCUCCUGUACUCAGCGACAUUUCCAUCGAAUGGCUCUUUCCUGAAACCAAAGAAGUGCUGCUCUCCCCUGUGGGCAACACUUUUCUGUUUCCAGGGGACAGUCUGAUUGGCUACAGCGUGGUUUGUGAUGCCACCCGCUAUCACGACAACCCCAAAUCUGAUAAGAGGAGGCGAUACAGCAUGAUGCGCUCUGUUGAGUCAGCCAGCUCAGUGUUUUACCACUCUCAAGAAGAGGACCCAGUGAAGACAGCUGGUGACAAUCUGGGUUCACACAGGGAGGGCCAUUCUGGAACUCUGUAUGAUUCCUACCAGGACUCCAUGAUAGACAGCAGCCCUGUCGGCACAGACCAUGACCCCAUGGGUUUAGAUAAGACAUCACCGAGAAGGCGUGCCUAUAGUACCAACCAGAUAUCAGACUACAACCCAGCAAAGAAGGUCUACACUCCCAGUGACUCCAGCUCUGUGGCGGUGAAGAAUCCACUGAGGAGAGCCAAAGUCCAGGAGCUGAUAGGCCAGAUGAGCCCUGAAUAUGAUGCACAGUGGAGGAAUGACUACCAGCCGCAGCUGGCAAGUCUGGGUACCACAUCUACCAGGGGGCGUUCUGCCAGCUGUCACAAGCCGCUCCUUCAACAGGAGCUCUUUCUGCAGCAGGAAGCCGACUCUGAGCAUCAUUUUCAUCCCCAGCCACAGGACGAUCCUCCGCCCAGCGGCGGCAACGUGACGCCUGUGUCUCGCAAUGCUGCCAGGGAAGAUGGAUCCAGAUCUUCCACAGACAGCCCAUCUCUUGGGAGCAUUGGAGACACAGAUGGUUAUGGACACCAGUUGUGCCGAGCAGAAACCCCACAGGAUACCCACGCUGCACAUCUGGAUGCUGCCAACCAGCACAAAGGUGACUGCAAGGCUGUGGUGUCUGGACUGCUGUGCGGAAAACCAAUGAAGUGGGAGGUUGUGUUUGAUAUCGAGCCCUUUCUGAAUGGCCGUGAACGUGAGGAAAAGGUUCACGAGGAGCUGUGGAACGAGACCUUCCACCACCUGGCCGGCCGCUCCAUCAUCAACGACUUUGAGCACAUGGCCGAUAAGGAGUGUGAGAUUGAACACGGGUCUGGCAGGAAGUACCAGUUAUACGGUAUUCACACCAGCAAAGCCUGCAAUAUACUGAGCAAAUACACAGCGUUUGUUCCCAUUGACCUGGACACAAAUGAGUAUUUGCAGACAUGUAUUGAAUACUUAAACCCUGGUGAUGGUCUGAAGAGGAACUCACACUCCAGCUCUCGCUCAGGGAGCAGGAAGAACAGAGGUUACUCCAUCGGGCUUGGCCGCUCUCAGUCUGGCGGCAUGUCGGAGGAAGUCGAAGAUGUCCUGCUGCACAACAGUGGAGAAGACGGCAUCUCUCCGUGCAGCACCCCCUCCUCCGCCGGCUGGGAGAAGUGUAGCUUUGCGGAGGUCUCCCAGAGGAGUCCCUCUGUGACCUCCGACCAAUCACAGAAAUCGGUGGAAAGCCUUUUUUCUGCCAGGCUGGCCCUCAGCAGGACUCGUCUGCUAACUCGAGCUGCCAAAGGAUUCAUGUGUCGAUCUCACAGCAAGUCUGGUGAUUCAAUUGGAGAGAGCGACAACGAGAACAAAGACUACAUUCCUCUGGUGUUGUUGCAGUUGGCUUGUGGUGCAUUUCCCCUGGACGCAGCUCUGUGCGAUGCCAUUAGUGUGCCCAUGGACAAGCUAAAGUGGACGUCCCCCUUCACCAGUCACCGCACCAGCCUGGGCCACUUGUCUCACUCCAGCAGCCGCCGCGCUGAGAGUGCUGAUGAUGGAUGCAGAUCACCGUUUGAGCAAGAAACAUAUCAGCAGCCUGCAGAUCACACCGCAGGCAUUCACAGCCUGUCUCAUCUGUCCAGGAGCACCUGGACGGAUGCUGGUCCCUCCUCGUUAGCCAGCCCAUCUGCCGCUGCCAAUCCCCCGCUCUCCACACUCUCCCGGGUGGAUAGUGCACAGAGCUCUGGGUCAGGGGGCUUGGAAACACCAUCGCCUGUAGAAAGCAUGGUGUGGGCUACAGCGGUGGCCCUUGCCUGGCUGGAGCAUAGCUCUGCCAACUAUUUUAUAGAAUGGGAACUGGUAGCCGCCAAGGCCAGCAUGUGGCUGAGUGAGCAGGACAUCCCAGAGGGCCGAGAUUUAGCAUCAGUGAAAGCUGCUGCCAAUCAGCUCUUCAUCAUCCUCAGACACUGGGAUGAAAACCUGCAACUGAACAUGCUCUGUUACAACCCUAACAGCGUCUGAGGCCUGUCAGUCCAAGACUGCAAGUACUCAAACCCUAACGAUACUAUGCUAACUGAGGCCAUGCUAUUCUCUGAUCAGCAGUUUGUCCUCUGGAGUCUGAUUUUGCAUUGCAGUUGUGAACAAUGUGUGUUUUCUUCUGUUUGUGUGCUGUUCCUCCAAACAUAUCACAGGCUCUUCAGAGGAACUACAGUGUGUGCAAGCUGUUACCUCGCUGGUGCCAUAUGCUGUAUCUGGAUCACUAUUAGCAAUGGAGCUAUCCGAGUUAUGCCACUGAUUUGAGUUUGAAAGAGAAGAAUGCCAGUGUUAAAUUUGUAGCAUGCCAUCAACCAUCAUCAUCUGAGAAAAGCUAUUACUGUCAUCACAUUGAUGUAACAAGGAGAAUGCUGCAAAACUAUGGUAAGAUCAACUGUUCCACUAAUUAGUACACGCCAUUUUUACAACAGUACAACCUUUUCUGAAUUGUUUGGAUUGUGCUGAGGGGAAACAAAUGUUGAAAAUAAUAAUCUGGUUACUUGCCCUCAGUACUGGCACUCUUUUCUAAUGCUCAGUGCCAUUACAUUGUUAGUACUAUUUGCCAUUUUUGCAGUUUAAUUGUAGCAGAGAAAGAAAAAUAUGCAAAAAGCUAGAGAAAAUAUGACAUAGGUUAACAAUUUGUUUGAAAAAAAAAAAGUGGUAUAUGUGGGGAAAUGUGUGUAUCUCUCUAGCAUGUGAUUUACUGUCUAUAUUUCAUACAGCUUUUAUUUUCCCGUACCUGAUUAUAACUGUUUUAGAGUAUAAGAUUUAUUAUUUCUUUUACUUUUACUUAAAAACAAAAACACAGAUGUGGAGCUGGAUGCACCAGCGGUUUGCAGGUUCAGAAUUAUCCUCAUAAGCUGAAGGUUUGCUAAGUAAUAAGGAAAUUUACACUAAUUUAACUCUAAUGCACACAGAGAUUUUCCCUGUAAUUUACCAGGUUUAACUGCUGUAAGCUGACAUAAGCAUUGUUAUUAAUCUGUUAGAAUAAAAAAGUGAUUACGCUUUAAGAGGUUUUUCUAAAUGAAGCUUCUCAAAAAAUAGCACGAAACCUACAGAAAUAAUUAGGCUUUUAGCACCAAGGACCACACUUGACUUAAAAUAUAUCAAAAGCAUUAUAUAGACAAAAGCAUUGGGCCAUGCCUCUUAAACUUUGAAUUCAGGUGCCUUUUAAAAUGGCUCAUUCUAAAGAACCCACUGAAUUCAAGCAUGGUACUGUAACAGGAUGUCAUAUCUGCAAUAAGUCAGUUUGUGAAAUUUCUUCCCUUCUUGCUGAUUCCGAAUCAGCUGUAAGUGGUAUUAUUGCAAAGUGGAUGUGAUUAAGAGCCACAGCAGCUCACACAAAGUGGCAGACCAUGUAAAGAUGCAGAGUGGGAUGGCUGAGUGCUGAAGUGCAUAGUGCAUAAAGUGGCAAACACGGUGCUGACUUAAUACCUGUAGAGAUCCAAACCUCCACUGGCAUCAGCACAAACCCUGUGUGCUGAGAGCUUCAAGGCAUGGAUUCAAUGACCAAGGAGCUCCUGUAGGAGGGGAUUUGUAUUUCUGCAUUAAUAAAUCAGUGCUGUACAUGCAUCAUAACUGCGAGCUGUUCUGUAAACCUACGCUGUAACCUUUGCCAUAACCUGACAUGCUGCUCCCUGGAAAUGUAACUACACGCCCCGUUGAUGUAGCUCUCCCCUGUUGUAAUUGGUCCGUUCAGGGAAUCCUCCCCUGAGUUUCUGGCGACCUUUUUGCUGUGGUUUUUGAAUGAAUCAGUGGAGCCAUGUGCAUACAACCACGAAUGUGGACGUUGGGCUCUACAAGGAUUCACUGCAAAAGUCUAAAUCAGUCUAAAUCAGCCGUAAUGUGUAGUUGGCCCAGUUAUUUUGUCCAUGUUGUGUUUUUAUGCACUACAUAAAGAUGUAGGAAAUACAAUAGUAAUUGCUAGUAGUAUGGUAUAACAGGCAAUAAAGGAAGCUAAAAGUUAUUCUGUGAUACUGGCUGGAGCACACCUGUCUUUAAACAUAGCCGUCAUCUUUAUCUCAGUGUUAUAGCUCUUAAUUUUCAUUAUUGGGUCUUGCACAGUUGCAAACUGAAAAACUCGGACCAUAAAAAGAGAGACAGACAGAUAGAAACUGCCAAAUUACUAGAAAUUAGUUGCACAUCCUGCUGACAUCAUAAUCACAUAUAAACAUAUCUAUAUAUAUGCACAAUUAAAUUCAAUACUUUUCUUUCCCCAGAAAGAGCUUUACUUUAUAAGUUAUGUUAUUUGAAUACAGAUUUUUUAUUUCAAAGAACAACUCACAUUUGAAAACACUGUUUUAAUAUGAAAUCACUUCACACUUUACACUUCAAAUCCUGUCUCCCCCCCACCCUGGACCCCCACCAAUUCGCAUACCGCCA
Haplochromis burtoni (Burton's mouthbrooder) is the source of this 6613-nucleotide messenger RNA. RefSeq names its product von Willebrand factor A domain containing 5B1 (gene vwa5b1). The transcript has 22 exons. NCBI's taxonomy places the organism in Eukaryota, Metazoa, Chordata, Actinopteri, Cichliformes, Cichlidae. The coding region runs from base 383 to 4219 and encodes 1278 amino acids. The record is from RefSeq and is a predicted model, not a curated record.